Molecule: messenger RNA, 3358 nt
Organism: Taeniopygia guttata (zebra finch)
Lineage: Eukaryota; Metazoa; Chordata; Aves; Passeriformes; Estrildidae
Source: RefSeq, a predicted model, not a curated record
GCCGGAGCCUCCCCCGAGGGAGCGGCUGGGGAGGCGCCGGGGCCGGAGGGGCUGCCCGAGCCGGGUACAGCCUCGAGUCGCUGCCCCGGCGGGCCCGAGCGCUCCCGCUUCGCACUCGGAUGGGUCUCGAGAUCUGUGUCAACUGAGGAAUUUCUGGAAGAUUGUCCCGCUGAUAUUUGUAAAAGAAAUCAAACAAACAUGCAUAAACUUUUGAAACACGUAGGAUUUAAGAUGCCAAAGGAUGAAAAUAAAAGAGUCCAGUCUGCACUGACCACACUUGGGAGUCUUAGCUCAGCUGACAGCUGGUGCAUACAUCUCUGACCUCUUUCAUCUCUCCAAGUUUCUUUUUGUUGGCGAAGUUAAGAAUGGAAGCCACUUAAAUAACAAAACUGUGAAUGGAGUGCUUCAGAUUAUUCUGAAACUGUCACUAAGGACAUGAACUUGAUUGACAUCCUUUGGAGGCAAGAUAUAGACCUUGGGGCAAGACGUGAAGUUUUUGAUUCCAGGCAGCGGCAGAAGGAGUAUGAACUUGAGAAGCAGAAGAAACUUGAAAAGGAAAGACAAGAGCAGCUCCAAAAAGAGCAGGAGGAAGCCUUGCUGGCUCAGCUGGAGUUAGAUGAAGAGACAGGUGAAUUUGUUCCUGUGCAGCCAGCUCAGUGCAUUCAGUCAGAAAAUCCUGAGCCACCCGUUGCUUUCUCACAGACCACAGAGCCUUCAAAACAAGAAGCAGAGGCCUUGUCCUUUGAUGACUGCAUGCAGCUCUUGGCAGAAGCAUUCCCGUUUAUAGAUGAGCAUGAGGCUUCUUCAGCUGCAUUUCAGUCAGUGGCUCCUGCUCAGGUCAAUAGCAACCCACCCUUUGUUUCCUCUGAUCAAAUUCAGCCACCUGAAUCUCCUGAUCUAGUACAACCCACUGAUGCAGAGAAUAUGCAGAACAUAGAGCAAGUUUGGGAAGAAUUAUUGUCCCUUCCAGAGUUACAGUGCCUGAACAUUGAAAAUGAUAAUCUGGCUGAGGUGAGCACAGUCACGAGCCCAGAACCAAAGCCAGCUGAGAUGCACAACAGCUACAGUUACUGCAGCUCAUUACCCAUGCUGAAAAAAGACUGCAGUCCAGAUUUCCUGGAUGGUAUGGAGGGCACCUUCUCGGGCAUUUUGCCACCAGAAGACACCAGCCAGCUGAGUGUGAACUCUUUAAAUGACACAUCCCCUUCAAACUCUGAUUUCUGUGAGGAUUUUUACAGUACAUUUAUUGAUACAAAGGUGAACGGUGAUGCAGCAGCAACGAACACUAUCAGUCAAUCUCUGGCAGAGAUUCUAAGUGAACCUAUUGAUCUUUCUGACUUUGCACUGUGUAAAGCUUUUAAUGGCAACCGCUCAGGGACCAGAGCAGAAGGUACCGAUUCUGACUCUGGUAUUUCACUGAAUGCAAGUUCCAGCGUAGCAUCGCCGGAACACUCUGUGCAAUCAUCUGCCUGUGCAGAUAAGACUCUGGGUUGCAGCGAUUCUGACAUGGAAGACACGGACAGUGCUCCUGGAAGUAGGCUGCAGAACAGUGCUGGUGUGUACUCUUUGCACCUCCAGGAUCAAGUGCUUUCUUCCUUAGGGCCAAGCACUCAAACACCAAGUUUGCCACGUACAGCCACACCAAAGAAAGAACCCCCUCCUGCUCCCGGCCAACCCAAAGCUCCCUUCACAAAAGAUAAACCUCCAGGCCGCCUUGAUGCUCAUCUCACGAGAGAUGAGCAAAGAGCAAGAGCUCUGCAGAUCCCUUUUCCUGUUGAAAAAAUCAUCAAUCUCCCUGUUGCGGACUUCAGUGAAAUGAUGUCUAAGGAGCAGUUCAAUGAAGCCCAGCUUACACUUAUUCGAGAUAUACGCAGGAGAGGCAAGAACAAAGUGGCUGCUCAAAAUUGCCGUAAAAGAAAACUGGAAAAUAUAGUAGAACUGGAGCAUGAUUUGAGUAACCUAAAAGAUGAGAAAGAGAAAUUGCUUAAGGAAAAAGGAGAGCAUGACAGAAGCCUUUAUCAAAUGAAAAAGCAAUUAACCACCUUGUACCUCGAGGUCUUCAGCAUGCUGCGUGAUGAAGACGGAAAGCCUUACUCUCCUAGUGAAUAUUCACUGCAGCAAACUAGAGAUGGCAAUGUCUUUCUUGUUCCUAAGAGCAGGCAGUCAGGGACUAAGCUUUGAAGGGCAGUACAGCUGGCUCCUGUUCGCUGAGUUACUAGUUUUGUAUUAUUAUCAUGAUCGUUUUUACUGUGAGGUGGAAUACAGAAUUAAGUAAUAUUUGUCAAGUAAGUCUAUGCAAUGAUAAUUUUAAAGUUGUUAAUUAGUUUAUGGAAGAUGAAAGUUGAAAAUUAGUCAAAUGCAGAUGGGCAUAUAGAAAAUUUUUAAUCUGACUUUAUAACAGACAUUUCCUUCCUAUAGCACCACUUUGACUAGUUUCCAUAUAUAUGUAAAUAUUUAAAUAUGCCAUAUUUAUAUACUGUUCCUAUCUAUUGUUAUAUUCAUAGAUUUGAUAUAUAUAUAUAUAUAUAUAUAUAUAUAUGAUUUUAGCCUUCUGAAUAUAAUUUCUUGCAAGACAACCAGGAUGGCUUCUUAUAUUUUUUAUAAAUAUCCAAUAGUGUUCCCCAUUUUUCUUACACAUUUAUAUUUGCUUUAUAUUUAAUAUAUUAAUUUAGUAUAAAAGUUGACACUCAGUGUUUGAUUUUGCUUUAUCAGCUCAUUAAACUUUUUAAACUCUACUUCAUACACAGGAGAGAAAUCCUUGCUUGUUUUCCAAGGCUAAGUCUUCCUGUAGCAUAAUUAUCAAUCACACAGCAGUGUCAGCACUACUAAUGCUUCAUUCAGCUUCAUUUUAACCUUUGGAAAGACUGUGUAACACAGUUUCAAGUCUAUGCUAAGCUCACAUUUUUGUUUUCCUCCUUGAACACUAUUUAAAUUAAUGAGAAUUCAUGCCUUUUCUCCAAAGGCAUUUAAAAUCUGUUAAAGCAUUGCCAGCAUUGUGCCUUUUUCCAGCUAAAAUUUCUGUAGGCUUUUGAGCAAUUCUCCUAGAAAUACACUACUGUGCCUCUGACUUCAAUGAAUGAGCAUCACCUGUCCCUGCUGUUACUUUGGUGCUUAUGGAAAACUACAUCCACCUGCCCUGUUUGGAAACUCUGCUCAGUGAAUUGAAAAGCUUGUGGAGUUUAAAUUAUGAUUUAUAAAAUAAAAAAUGGGCAAAUAAAUAGCAUGGUUUUCUUUACUACCCAAAGGACUUACUGCGCCUGAUUGUUAUGUAUUUUUUCAAUACAGAAAAUGCAUAAUUUGUAAGACAUGUUGAUCUGAACAUUAAAAACCAUCUUCAUCCCUGUGCAAGAAGUUCUAA